Messenger RNA from Pocillopora damicornis (cauliflower coral), 1087 nucleotides. Its product is annotated as DBH-like monooxygenase protein 1. Gene Ontology annotation, cellular component: secretory granule membrane. Gene Ontology annotation, molecular function: dopamine beta-monooxygenase activity. Gene Ontology annotation, biological process: dopamine catabolic process; octopamine biosynthetic process; norepinephrine biosynthetic process. NCBI's taxonomy places the organism in Eukaryota, Metazoa, Cnidaria, Anthozoa, Scleractinia, Pocilloporidae. The record is from RefSeq and is a predicted model, not a curated record.
AUGUAAAGACCUAGCCACCCAUCGAUAUCCUCAUGUCACUCCGCCUAGAACUCGAAGAACAGUGUUUCUCAGUACCCGGUGAACAUGAAGCUUCAAGUUUUUUCUCUCCUGCUGCUAUGCGCGGGUUCGCUCGCAGAUCUCUCUGCAGAAUACAAGAACACCGCAUCCUUGGAUGGAAACAACUUCAAGAUCUACUGGACUCACAAUGCUACAUCGAACAUGAUGUAUAUUGCACUCGAGGUGAAAGCGACGGGUUGGGUAGCAUUGGCAUUUGCUAAGGAGGAGAGCAGAAACAUGGAAGACUACGAUACCUGUCUUGGAUAUGUAUCUGGUGAAACGAAAAUUUUGAAUGACUAUUUGACAAACGGUCACAGUACACCUCCCAAGGACAAUCAGAAUGACUGUAUGCUUGACGAGGCCAUGCAAAGUGGGGGUACUACUACAAUCAAGUACCACAGGAAGGUAGAUACUGGUGAUUCACAAGAUAUCGUUAUUGAGAAAGGUGAAAUCGUUGUCGUGUGGGCGUACAAAAAUUCUGUAACUUCCCUCUUAAGACAUGAUGAAAAGGGUUUUAAGACUUUGACCAUGAUAAACUCUGGUGAAUCAGCCAAGCUCAAGAGUUUCUAUUGGAAAAUGACGGUUGCAUCUCUGUCUGUCGUUGUUGCCUUGUUUUUCAAAUGAAAUGGAAUCCAGCCACAUUCCCAGCGUGUAUUUUUUUGGGACAUCUUCUACCUCCCCUCCCCCCCUAAAUGUUGGUCUGCAAAAUGAGAUAAACUCAUUGGCAAUAAUGAUUGAUAACAUUGGAAAGGGAAGAGGGGCAAAAGGACAUUGCAGACGUCUCUCUGGAGAAGUGUCUCAACUAUUUAUAUCUGGGAGUGGAGCUUUGCUCUGAUAAAGCUUAAUUAGCCGUAAGCCUUUGCAACUUAUUAUAUACGUUUGCUGAUUUACGCCAAGCAAUAUGUAUGCUAUUUGACAAAUAUUUGUUGUUUGUUACAGUUUGUAAUCUUAAGGGAAAAUUUCCAUUGACUUGCCUAAUAAAUUUUGUUUACUAUGGACUGUGAACUUAAAUAAAAAGUGAAUACAAGCA